Kuraishia capsulata CBS 1993 is the source of this 1053-nucleotide messenger RNA. RefSeq lists its product as uncharacterized. The transcript has a single exon. The record is from RefSeq and is a predicted model, not a curated record. NCBI's taxonomy places the organism in Eukaryota, Fungi, Ascomycota, Pichiomycetes, Pichiales, Pichiaceae. The coding region runs from base 1 to 1053 and encodes 350 amino acids.
AUGACUGUUGCCGAACCCACAAUUACAUUCAGAGGAACUUCCUCCACAUACAACGAUAUCGAGCUCUUCCGUGAAGGCGAAAUUGGUAAAGCAAAGGUACUCAACAGGGUUAAGGAUGACAGGGUUUUGAAACCCACAGCUGAGGAUCUCACUGUUUCCGAACCUGUUACAGCAGAUAAGAUUGCAGAGAAGCUUGAGAUUUACGGAGGUUGUAGAGUUAAGAACUACCUUCCAACUGAAGUUGCUGAUCAGAUCUGGAAUGAGGUAGAGCCUUACUUUGGUGGAGGAAGAAAAUGGGAAGGUGAUUUCUUUCCUAAAGAAACUAGCAGAGUCUGUGGAAUUAUGAACAAGUCCAAGACUGCUUGUGAGAGAUACCUGACUCAUCCUUUGCUCACGGAGGUUGCGGCGCGCUUCCUUGGUAAGGAAAACGCAUUUAUCAUGGGGCAAGAACUGAUUACGGCUUAUUCUGCACCUCAGCUCAACUCAUCCGUGACCUUCAACAUCGGCCCAGGUGCUCAUGGCCAGCCUUUGCACCGUGAUGACAUUAUCCACCACAACAUCCGCAAAUACCGUGAGAAAUACGAGUAUGGUAGUGAGACCGCUCUCGGUUGCAUGCUCGCCCAUAGCACAACCACCUACUACAACGGUGCUACUAAGUUUAUUCCAGGCUCGCAUUUGUGGGACCACUACCGUGUUCCCAGUGAGGACGAGUGUGUCUACGCUGAGAUGGAGAAGGGUGAUGCUUUCUUCAUGUUGGCUUCCUGUUUCCAUGGAGGCCACGCCAACACUACGAAGGACGAGCAGCGCAAACAAAGUAUCUUGUUCAUGACUCAGGGAGUAUUGAGACAGGAGGAGAACUUAUAUCUCGAAACCCCUCUGGAUUACUUCAAGACGCUCUCCGUUGAUGCGGUGAAGGCCUUUGGAAUUCCUUCUAGUGAUCCAAAGCUGGGUUAUGUGGGAGAUCUCGUCAACCCUCUAUACCUCGUGAAGCCGGAGCUUGAGAACGAAAAGGGUGCGGAUGAUCCUUUUGAGAAAACAUAUCAAUUAGCUUGA